Bombyx mandarina (wild silkworm) is the source of this 2688-nucleotide messenger RNA. Its product is annotated as high affinity copper uptake protein 1. The record is from RefSeq and is a predicted model, not a curated record. Gene Ontology annotation, biological process: copper ion transmembrane transport. Gene Ontology annotation, cellular component: membrane. NCBI's taxonomy places the organism in Eukaryota, Metazoa, Arthropoda, Insecta, Lepidoptera, Bombycidae. Gene Ontology annotation, molecular function: copper ion transmembrane transporter activity.
CAACACGUUUGCCAGUUGGUCGCGUCGCCCCGCCGCCGUCGCCCGUAUCGCAGUCCGUGUCGUUCGCGCGUAUUCGGCAGCUGUCAAAACAAACGCACGUUCGAAUUCUGAAUAAUUUAUAUUUGUUUUUGUGGAAUCGUUAAAGUUUAGCCAUGGACCAUAUGAUGCACCACGACCACGACCACGGACAUGACCACGGACACAGUGACGACCCAUGCGCUGGACAUGACCACAGCCAUGCUAUGGUGUUCCAUUCCUGCGUGUGCACCGAAAUAUUGUUCCAAGGAUGGAAGACUACCAACGCCUUGGAGCUGUUUGGUUCAGCAGUAGCAAUCUUCCUCGCCGGGGUGCUGUACGAAGGUUUGAAAUACUACAGAGAAGCGCUGCACACACGGGCCUCAUCUGCCAGCGAUUCCAGGGUCAAUAUCACCAAGAGCGAAUGCGGAACCAAUAGUCCGUGUGCCGGUACUGCCGUUGUCAAAUACUCUAUGCUGUCGGGCGGCCACAUAAUACAGACGUGCCUCCACUUCAUUCAGUCGACCGCCUCGUACAUGCUGAUGUUAAUCUUCAUGACCUACAACGUGUGGCUGUGUCUGGCCCUUGUCCUUGGUCUGGCGGUCGGCUACUUUUUCUUCGGAUGGAAGAAGAACACGGUGGUCGACAUGACAGAACACUGUCAAUAAUUACCGUGUAUUAGUGAUUCUUGUAGCAGCAGGCAUGUCAGGUUUCGGAUUUGAGAUAUUAAACUAGAAUUAUUAGUAUUUUGUUAAAAAUAGGACGCUAAUGUCAUUAACAUUAACAUUGAUAUGUCUAUAAUAAUUAUUGCUCAGCUAAAAUAUGAUAUAAAGUCAGUUCAGUUGUAUAUUGACUGAUGAAACACUUUGUCUUACGUAUAUAUAUAAAAAUUAUGUAGUUUAUUAUAAAUAUCAGGGUAAGAUGGUGCUAAAAAAUGAAAUUAUUUUUUAAAAAUACUAGAUUUAAUAUGCGAUUAACUUCUUUCGUUGUUCAAUUAAAUAUUUAUCGUCCAGUUGACGAGGUCAAUUGUGAUCGAUACACGGGGAAUAUGACUAGCAGAAACUGCUUUUUAAUUUACAUAUGUAGUGAAAAUAAACUAUUCAAAUAAUACAAUUAUCUGCCUCUUUAAGCCUUUUAGAAAACUUAAAUUAAAACUAGAUUUAAUCGCUCCAGAGUUUUUAUAAAUAACCAUUAUGAGAUAGUCGGCCUCUCUGAGUUUCGAGAGAUAUGCUCAAGGUUCAACUGAUCAUAAAUAAUAACAACAACAUUGGAUGGAACAACAACAACAUUGAAGAUGUUGUUGUUGUGCCGGGGGGCCACCUACCCACGUCUUCAUUAUCGUUCACUCGAGUGCAUAUCAGUACCGAUUCUAUUAAUUAAUUAUUCAAAACUCACAUGAUACGUUUGGUCUUAGCCGUUAUUUAUAAAAAAAAAAUUAUUGCCUUUGUAGGCAGACUACCGUACGGCCCACCUGAUGGUAAGUGGUUACCGUCGCCCAUGGACUUCAGCAAUGCCAGGAGCAGAGCCAAGCCGCUGCCUACUGCUAAAUGAAGACUGAAUGCUAAAUGAAGAAGAGAAAAUGAGAGACUUGACCUCGUGUUUGACUACAGGGGGGGUUUGUGGUUGCAAAGUGAAAUACGCCUCCGUGACUAUUUUAGAUCGGGAUCUGUAAUUACAAAGAUAUGAAAAAUUACAUUACAUAAAAUACAAAUUUUAUACAAAAAUUUUGAGGAACAACUUUAUUCAUUAUUUUUACCACAAAUGUUAUAAGUAGUAAUGAGUGUAAUCUGUGUACUCGACUUGAUUUAUAUUGAUUUCAUAGUUUUUGGCGCGAUUAACUUCGUUUUUCCAGAAAUAAUUUUUAUGUAUUUCGUAGGGAGAUCAUAUCAAUGCCAAUCCCUGGUUCUAUUGUACCUACUAACUAAUGUUUAAUAGGCGGUAGGUAUUAGUUUUCAAUAUACGGUUCAACUCAAUUAUUAUGUUUAAAAAUUUCAAUUCAAGGCACCCUUCUUGUUUCGUCAAGUAUUACAUUAAAUAACUUUACAUAUAUAAUAUUACUUAUAUAUUGUACUACACCCUGAUAAUACUAUUCAUUAUGAUUCUUUGUAAGUUAAAACUAGUUUCUUGAAUAUAAAAGAAUUGUUUAUAAAAUUCUUGCCAUUUUGUUUUUCUCUUUGUCAUCUAUACCAAUUAUGUUUUUUAUAAUAAAUGUACGCGAUUUUGGGGUUGUUAAAUUCAAUUCCCUCUCAUUUCUGUGACCGGGUUUUUUCGUGUAUUAAUUACUAUUGCACAAUUAUUUGUCAACUGACUGAGUUUGAACGUUGGCUUUAAGUGUGUCAUAAUGAGUACAAGAAACUUUAUAUUUUAUGAAUUACAGAAAAUGACGCGGUUACUAACUCAGUCUUUUCAGUUCAGUCUCACUAACUGGUACAACCAGUACAAUUGUAAAAUAAUAACAAAAAUAAUAAUAAAAGGUUUUAAAUAACAAAAACUCCCUGGACUCUCCAAAAUUACACUCUAGUCUAAUUGGUAAUAACAACAUGUAAAUUUGAUUGAUAUUAAAUUCGAUUUCAUAAGUACUGAGAUGACGCUGGCGUUUAUGUACUUGUAUUUAAAUAAGUAUAUACUAUACUGUAAACGUAUGCAAUCGACAAUAAAAAUUGUUCACAAAAA